Molecule: messenger RNA, 1002 nt
Organism: Drosophila teissieri
Lineage: Eukaryota; Metazoa; Arthropoda; Insecta; Diptera; Drosophilidae
Gene: TpnC41C
Product: troponin C
Exons: 4
Coding region: 259-867 (202 amino acids)
Molecular function (GO): calcium ion binding; enzyme regulator activity
Source: RefSeq, a predicted model, not a curated record
AUUAUAUGUUGUGCGUCGGUCAAGUCAAGCUUCUGCCGGGAUUGCCCCUAAUUCAAAAUAUCCGCAUAGGCUGGACUGUAUCUGGAGGUUGCACUCGCUCAGAUGUCUCGGACCCCAUAACUGAUUGGCCACCUAUGACAGUAACAGAGAAGCCAGUACUGAAAUUUUUUCGAAGAGUCUUGCUUGGAAAAUCUUCGUACACUAAAGGAUUAAUCUAGUCGAGCUCACUUUCCUCGCUAUUACCUUUCGUUGACCAAGAUGGACUUCUUCGAGCAGAUAAUAAGCUGGAAAAGUCUUCGCUGUAUUUUAAUGACCGUAACCAAAUCUUCGUACCGAAGAAUAGUACUACAACAGUAUAGACAAGGCGAACACCUUAAGGAUUAUGAUGAAACCGACGCUUCCAAAAGGGAUGAAUUGACUAAGGAGCAAACAGCAUUACUACGUAAUGCAUUUAAUGCUUUUGACCCAGAAAAAAAUGGAUAUAUCAACACAGCCAUGGUGGGUACGAUACUUAGCAUGUUGGGACAUCAACUUGAUGAUGCAACUCUUGCUGACAUCAUCGCUGAAGUCGAUGAGGAUGGUUCAGGUCAAAUUGAAUUUGAAGAAUUUACCACACUGGCCGCCCGCUUUCUUGUUGAAGAGGACGCCGAAGCCAUGAUGGCUGAAUUGAAGGAAGCUUUUCGCCUUUACGACAAAGAAGGAAAUGGAUAUAUAACAACUGGUGUUCUUCGUGAAAUUCUGCGCGAACUAGAUGAUAAAUUGACAAAUGACGAUCUGGACAUGAUGAUUGAGGAAAUUGAUUCCGAUGGAUCGGGAACUGUUGAUUUUGAUGAAUUUAUGGAAGUAAUGACUGGUGGCGAUGAUUAAAGGCGUAUUAAAAGAGUACAUCGAAAUAAGUAUUUCAGCUUAAACAAAAUUUUCUAUGCAAUCAAAAUUGUAAAACAUAAGAAAACAUUACAUUAUUAUUUUUAAAAAGUAAAUUGAUCGUAUGAAAUCGUAAAA